Molecule: messenger RNA, 2262 nt
Organism: Bacidia gigantensis
Lineage: Eukaryota; Fungi; Ascomycota; Lecanoromycetes; Lecanorales; Ramalinaceae
Exons: 4
Coding region: 1-2262 (753 amino acids)
Biological process (GO): L-leucine biosynthetic process
Cellular component (GO): 3-isopropylmalate dehydratase complex
Molecular function (GO): 3-isopropylmalate dehydratase activity; 4 iron, 4 sulfur cluster binding
Source: RefSeq, a predicted model, not a curated record
AUGCCUACCGCAAUUCCUCAACCGCGCACUCUCUACGACAAAGUGUUCCACGACCACAUCGUAAAUGAGCAGGAAGAUGGGACGAUAUUGCUUUACGUCGAUCGACAUCUUGUUCAUGAAGUGACGUCUCCGCAAGCUUUCGAGGGUCUUACAAAGGCAAAUCGCCGAGUUCGGAGACCAGACUGUACCCUCGCAACCACAGACCAUAAUGUGCCCACAGCAACUCGCAAAAACUUCAAGAGCAUUGAACAAUUCGUCGAAGAAACAGAUUCGCGCCUGCAGUGCAUGACCCUCGAGGAAAAUGUCAAGCAAUUUGGCCUAACUUACUUCGGCCUGGGUGACAAGAGGCAAGGGAUCGUGCAUAUUAUCGGCCCCGAACAAGGCUUUACUCUCCCAGGGACCACGGUUGUCUGCGGUGAUUCACACACCUCAACUCAUGGGGCGUUUGGGGCGCUUGCGUUCGGCAUUGGUACGAGCGAAGUGGAGCAUGUCCUCGCCACUCAGACUAUUUUGACAAAGCGAAGCAAGAAUAUGAGAAUCCAGGUAGACGGCGAGUUACCGCCAGGCGUCAGCAGCAAAGACAUCAUUCUGCAUGCCAUAGGUAUCAUUGGCACCGCAGGUGGUACGGGGGCAGUCGUUGAAUACUGUGGUUCAGCGAUUCGGGGAUUGAGCAUGGAGGCUAGAAUGUCAAUCUGUAACAUGUCUAUCGAGGCAGGAGCAAGAGCCGGCAUGAUCGCUCCAGAUGAGAUAACCUUCAACUACUUGAAAGGUCGGCCGCUUGCGCCCAAGUUGGACAGUCCCGAAUGGAAAAAGGCCGUGCAAUACUGGACCAGUCUCAAGUCUGACCCGGGAGCUAAGUACGAUCAUGAUGUCUUCAUCAGUGCGCAAGAUAUAGUGCCGACAGUGUCGUGGGGGACCUCGCCUCAGGACGUGGUCCCAAUCACCGGUGUAGUCCCUGAUCCCGAAACAUUUCCAACUGAUGCCAAAAAAGCAAGUGGUCGAAGAAUGUUAGAGUACAUGGGAUUGACGCCCGGUACACGCAUGCAAGACAUCGAGCUGGACAAAAUCUUCAUUGGGUCCUGUACGAAUGCAAGGAUAGAAGAUCUUCGAGCUGCCUCUCAAAUCGUGCUGGGAAAAAAGAUUUCCCCCAACCUGAAGCGAGCUAUGGUCGUUCCUGGCUCUGGUCUUGUCAAAAAGCAAGCUGAAUCCGAAGGUCUUGAUAGAAUCUUCACCGAUGCAGGCUUUGAAUGGCGUGAAGCAGGUUGCUCCAUGUGUCUGGGUAUGAACCCAGAUAUUCUUUCUCCACGGGAGAGAUGCGCAAGCACUUCCAAUCGCAAUUUCGAAGGUAGGCAAGGAGCAGGUGGGCGAACACAUCUGAUGUCCCCUGUAAUGGCUGCUGCUGCUGCGCUCGCUGGCAAGUUAGCAGAUGUUCGAGAGCUUGCAGGCACAAAUGCCACACCAGCAAAAGCAUCGCCUAAACUAGAUCUUACCCCUGAGGUAUCGGAUAUUGAGGAGGAUGUAGAUCUCGAAAACUUACUGGACUUGCCCAAUGGAAAUGAGGAUGGAAUUGCAGCUCCUCUGGAGAAAUCCAAUGUUGACACAGACGCCAUCAUACCCAAACAAUUCCUCAAGACCAUCAAGCGGACUGGGCUAGGCUCGGCUUUAUUCUACGAGCUUCGUUACAAAGAGGACGGUAAAACGGAAGACAGUGAUUUCGUUCUGAAUCAAGAACCGUUCAGAAAGGCCAAGAUCCUGGUCGUGACAGGUCCAAAUUUUGGCUGUGGCAGCUCUCGAGAACACGCGCCUUGGGCGCUCCUCGACUUUGGCAUCACUUGCAUCAUUGCUCCUUCUUACGCAGACAUUUUUUUCAACAACACCUUCAAAAACGGCAUGCUACCGCUUGUCAUUGAAGAUCAGGCUAAGAUUGAGGAGAUUACGGAAGAAGCAAAAGCAGGUCGCGAGAUCGAGGUUGACCUGGUCCACCAGCAGGUCAAAGAUGCCAAUGGCAACGUGUUAGCAGACUUUCCCGUUGAGAAAUUCCGUAAACAUUGUCUAGUCAAUGGGCUCGACGACAUCGGCCUGACGAUGCAGAUGAGUGACAAGAUUCAGAAAUUCGAACUGAAAAGGAGUGCAGAGACCCCGUGGCUUGAUGGUAGUGGCUACCUAAAGAGGGGUAAUCGGACAGGGCCAGUCAAGGUCGAGGCUGCUCCAGUGCCGAAGACCAAUCGUGGGGAGCAAGUUGACGAGCCUCUGGAAUGGUGA